This is a messenger RNA of Vitrella brassicaformis, 3439 nucleotides long. Lineage: Eukaryota; Vitrellaceae. The record is from the annotation of a GenBank genome assembly.
CGGGGAUCCGCCGUCCCAUCACGUUUGUACACAUCAGCAUGCCUGCGAAGUCCUCCGCUGUCCAUCAGUAUGCCGCCAUCCGCCGCGCCGCCGCAUUUCACCAUUCCCUCGUGGCGGAUUUGGCGUGGCUCAUCCACAUGCUGCUGCACCCGCUGCAGCUGCUCACUGCGGUGCUCUCGGCGAUCGGCACGCUGCUGUGCGCCUUGAAGCCGAAAUGGCAGCCGCGAGGCUAUCGCGCCGUGCGGUGGGAGGUGCCGUGCGAUGUGGACGAGACGGAGAUCGGCCGAUACACGUACAAGGCAGACCGGCUGCCGAAAGACGGCAUCGACUAUAUCAUCAUCGGAUCAGGUGCGAAAGGCAGGGAGGGGAGAGAGGCGUCUAACGAAAUGUGCGGGUGUGCGGCUGGUUUGAUGCAGGUGUGAGCGGUCUGUGGCUGGGUGCGUGUCUGAGCAAAUGUGGCUACAAGGUGGUGGUCCUCGAGCAGCACUAUAUAGCCGGGGGCUGCUGUCAAGCGUACACAGACAAAGGUAAGGUAGACACAUGAAUGAGGCCUUGGUCGUGUGCCCACCUUGGACGCCUUGUCACUCGUCAGGUGCCACCUUCUCGCCCGGCAUCCACUACAUCGGCGAGCGGAUUGUCGCCGAUGACGACACCUGGCUGACCGCCAAAGACACCUGGCUGACCGCCAAAAUGAUUGCCAUUGCCGGCGACCCCGAGUACCCCAUCUCGUGGCACAAGAUGGGCUACGAGAACGAAGACACGCAUGAGAGAGACGGCACCGGCAAGGGCGCAUACGAUAUCAUCAAGAUUGCUGACCAACCGCUGGUCAGGUGAGAGAGAGGGCGGGAGGGGACCGGAGAGAGGCCAAUGAGAUGAACACACACAGAGAGGCUCAUUGCUGCCGUCUGUGUAUGUGGGCGGUAGGUUGCGUGCUGGCACUGAUGAGUACGAGAAGGAGUUGUGUCGCCAUCUCCCUGGCAAGGAGCAGGCCGUGGCGGAGUGGAUCAAGACGGUUAAGGAGGCUGCGGCAGAGACAAUGGUGUUCUUAGUCUCCCGCGCAUGGACACCAACGGUGCAGCGGAUCUGGCGCGCUCUGCUGGGCCGCAACGGCUUUAAGUGGGCUGGCAAGACAACACACGAGGUACCCACGCAGAACAUGCGCAUUCUCACGUUCGUCGAUGCACGCCCGCAUCGUGUGUCUUAUGUGAAGGUCAUCGCCAGUCUUGGUUUCUCUGCGCGCGAAGAGCAGAUCCUCUGCUGCCAACACGGCACCACGGGCGAGGCGCCUCGCGACUUGAGCUUCCUCCUCCACGCGGCGGUCGUACACCAUUACCUGCAAGGAGGCUACUUCCCUGUCGGUGGCCCGAUGUCGAUCGUCAAGACACUCUCGUCGACCAUCCACAAGGCAGGCGGUCGGGUGUUCGUGAGGGCGCAUGUCGAGAGGAUCCCCGUGGAGAACGGUGAGCUGAGCAGGGAUGAGAUGAGAUGCGUGCCACGAGGCAGCCGUGCUGAGGAAUUGGUGGUGCCGUGUGUGUAGGCGAGGCUGUUGGUGUUGUUCUCGCCAACGGUGACACAAUCAAGAGCCGCAUGGGCGUGAUAUCCGCUGCAGGGCUGUCAGCGACACUGGUGAUGCUGCCAUGCGCCACAUACACGGCAUCCCUGCUCAUGAUUUCCUUUUUCGCUUGCUUCGCAGCAUCACCUGCUGUCGCCUGCUGACGUGGAGCGCUAUAUGGCGGCUGAGAUGAAGUUCCUCCGCCAGGUCGGCGAGGGGGUGUCGUGUGUGUGUGGGUCUGUCGGCGUCAAUGGCACCGCGGAGGAGCUCAACCUGCCCUCCAGCAACUUGGUCUGGUUCCCUGAGGAGGCCACUGAGGUCAGCUAGGCGCAGAAGACGCUAACGUGUUCUGAUGUGUGCCGUGUCUGUUAAUAUCAAUCAGGGUCAUGACAUGGACGAGAUCAUCAUGAAGUACCGCAACAAGCUGCUAGACUUCUCAGUCGAAGACGGCUUUUGCUUCAUUUGUGCGCGCGAUGCACCUAAUCCCAUGUGCUUCAAUUGACGCAAAUGGCCUCUCUCUUGUUUUGUGCAGCCUUCCUUUCUGCGCGUGACCCUGCCUACACGCAUCUGCACCCCGGCACCACUUCCUGCUUCAUCAUGGCGGAGGCAGCACCAGAGGCGUACGAACAGCUCAAUGAAAGUGGGUGCCCAGAGGCAUACGGGCAGGGAUUGCGAUCUGAUUGGCCGUCUCUGCAUCCUGUGUGUGCUUUGACAGCGCUGGGAGGCGCUCACACGGAGAGGCGCACCAAGGCCUACAAGGAUACCAAGAAGCAGCUGCAGACCAAACUCAAAAACUUGCUGCUCAAACACUUCCCGCAGCUGGAAGGUCGGCCAUAAAUAUACCUGAGGGUCCCUGCAGGUGUCUAAGAAGCGCCUGUGUAUCUUGUGUGCUUGCAGGUCGAAUCACAAGUUUCGACGUCUCCACUCCAUUGUCGAUGCACCACUACCUCAAGAGAUUCGCAAGCUACGGCCUCCGCCAGACUCCCGAGCGCUUCACCCACACCCUGCCUCGCGUCGGCACGGCCAUCCGCAAAUUCUUCCUGACAGGCGAAGACCUGAUAUCGGGCGGAUUCAUAGGUGAGCAGACCACCCAUAAAUGCAGCCGGCAUGACCAAUGGGCGUGUGUGCGUUUCAGCCGCUGUGUCGUCUGCGAUGGUGACGGCGACUCACGUGCUGGGCUACACGCCGCUGGACAUUGUGACCGGCCAUCAUCUGCUGAAUGACCUUCCCAAUGUGCCCCAGCCACCCACACUCGAACAGCUGACUCAGGCAGCCAAGACAGAGGCGAUGUGAACUAUGAGGAAAAGAUAAGUGGCCCGUCUUUUUUGUCCAGCUGUCGUGUAUCUCUUUUUGAGCUGACCUCUCGACAUGUGUGAUGGUCAGCUGUCGUCGUUCCUGUGCUGUGUUUGAUGUCGUUUGUGUCAGUCAGUUUUAUGACGGUAGCUGCCCGCCUGCCUGCCUGCCUGCCGUGAGGAUAGUCCUCACCUGAGGUCUUUUUCGACCGGCAUUUCUCUGGCUGUGUGUGUUUAUCCAGCAGUCUAGGUACUGGGGUGCGAAGAUUUUUGGCUCCGCUGCAUCCAACGGGAUGGGACGGGAGUGUAAUAUAGUCAGCUCUUGCUACAGGGUGGCAUGAAAUGACACACGGACAGUUAACACACAGGAAGAAACAUGACAAUGAAGAGCAUUUCGCCUCGUAGCUGAUGAUAUACCGCUGCGCUGAUGAAGGGAGGGAGAUGUCAGCAUCUCUCCCGUGUUCCAGAAUUGAGCAGCAUAGGGUAGCCGUUGACAUGAAACUGACGUGCUAAGGUCACCGGCCUUAUUGUGCCAAGUGAGUAAGGGAAGGACAAAACAGGAAGAAGAUCAGAGAGAAUGGUGAUGAAAUUGAAU